Messenger RNA from Xyrichtys novacula (pearly razorfish), 6530 nucleotides. The record is from the annotation of a GenBank genome assembly. Lineage: Eukaryota; Metazoa; Chordata; Actinopteri; Labriformes; Labridae.
AUUUUAAGCCAAUCAUGUCAGCCCUGUGACGAACUUCCUGGUCACAUUUUCUCGUAGGUCCCAGUCAGUCCUCUUAUUAAUGGUUAUGUUUGCUUCUUCCUCGGUAACUAAGAAGGACAAGGCUUGAAAGAGGAGACUGAUAAUGACACGAAAGAGCAAAGCAUCUGCCUGGAGAAAAGUGUCACCCAGCUAACGUGGUGGGAGCCUGAUAAGAAGAGAAAUGCUAUUUACUCAGUGUUACGCCUAGCCCAAGGACGUACGAAGAAGGCAAACACAAGCGAGUCUGGGGACGAGGUGGAGGCUUUGGAUGGCAUUUCCCAAGGCUAGGAGAGGACUGUUAAAAUCCUAAAGACACAUGAGCUGGGACUACGUUUGGAUACCAUGUCCUGACUACAAAAGACUGAUUAUCUGCGGAUAAACUGCAGCAGCACGUCAGAAAUAAAGGCCUCCUCUGAUGGCUCUUUAAUCCAGCCAGAAACCUCCCCGACAGGCAGCGACGAGCUACGGUAAAGGGUGAGGUACUGAAGUAAACAUGGGGAAAAACCACUUUUGCUCAAUGCUGACGAGAAACCUUAAAAUGCUAAGCUAAUGUUGCGUUAUCGCAGAAUUUCCCUCUGCCGCUGCUCAGUAUGGCUCAGUCAAAAUACCACCACCGAGCAGCUGUGAUAGCGUGUGUCCCAGUCCUUUAGUGUUUCCUCCUCUCUUUUCUGUUCAAUAGGACGCUUUAUUCGCAAUUCAAGGGAUUUAUGGGAUCACAAGGUAACAUUUUCACCUCAAGAUGUGUCACUUUUGUUUCAGCAUGUGCCUGUCAGUUGUUUUUCGUGUUGUCUGCGUAUUACGGCGUUUAGUUCCCUUUGUUUACAGUCUGAAUCUUUGAACAGCUGAUACAUCCUCUGCUAAGCCGUUGUGCUGCCUGUUGUGUGUCUGUGUGUGCGUGUGUGUUUUGACGUGCUGCAGCCGCUGCAAAUAGCUUUAAAUGUAGUUUUUUUAAAAUGAUAUUUCAUUUGUACCAUAUUGCCUACCAUCCAAUUUGCAUGCAGAAAUAAACAGAAAUAGGUGUCAUGUUGUUUUUUUGCAUUUAGUUAUCAAAUAGGCUACCUUAAAAAUCAAAGAAUCACCACAACAGCCUAUAAGAGAAGAAAACAAUGCUGUAGCCUCGUCCAAGCGGUGUAAAGCAUUUUGAAUAGUGAUAUGAGGGUUUGAUUAACUGGGACAACUUCUUCAACUUGAUUUAUGUUCACAGAAGUAGUUGUGUUGAUCUGCCUUUGCUCAUGAACUAACAUGCUGAUGACUUUUGUGUGCCUCUCUGUGCAGUCUCUUCUGAUGAGAUGAGUGUGCGUGCUGGCCAGGGCAGUGAUGAGGUGCUGGUUUCACAGGCUGUGUGGGAUUACCUGGCUGCAGCUGGGCGGCCCUGGCUCAUUGACUUCCAGCACAAGCAGGGGAUGAGCGCUGGUAUCGUUAGGCGUGGAGAAAGGGGGGGCUGCUGUGCUGUGAGGCUGCAGCCGGUGGAAGGUUCCAGGAGUGCUGGAGCUGGUCUGAUGGAUGGGGCCAUCUCCAGUGAGACACGAAAAGCCUUCAUUGACUUAUGCCGCUGUGCCCGCAAAGAAAUGAGCAAACUGGAGGGGGGACCCAAAAGGAAGAGGGCUCUGCUACCUUGCGUGGGAGUCUUGGAGCCCAAUGGAGAGGGGAGCUUGCUCCAGCCUCCGCCUCCCCAGCCCCGACGCUCCCAGAGACAGCAGCAAAGGCUCAGAAAGCCUGCUGAUGAGGAGGCCUGUGUCAUGCUCCACGAGGCAGCACAGAGAAAGGAUAUGGACUCCAGCUUGGCUACCCAUGGUGAGGGAGAGGACACCAAAACUUGUUCUAUCUGCAUGGGGGACAUCGUUGAGAAAACCACCCUGGAGAAAUGUGGUCAUUCAUUCUGUCGCUCCUGCCUGGAUCAAGCCUUUAAGGUGAAGAAAGCUUGUCCUGUGUGUCGACUGGUGUAUGGCCAGUUGAUUGGGAACCAGCCUGCUAAUGGUACAAUGAUUGUAGAACGAGAUCCUGAUCUGGAGCUUCCAGGCCAUGAAGGCUUUGGAUGUAUCUGCAUCAUCUACAGUUUCCCUCCCGGCCUGCAGGCGGUAAGUACACACUCAGUAAGGGCCACUCUGUGUUAAUGGAUGAGUACUUGCCCUAUUGAUAACCAUCUAUGAGAUAAAAUACAGUUUCUCUAGACUAAUGGUACAAUAUUAUCAUUACAUAGAAGACAAAAAAAAAAAAAACAGCAAAAGAGACUAGUUUGUAGUUAAACUACUUUAUAAUGAGUUUUGUAGGUGAUACUUCCUGAAACAAUGUUUUUUUUUAAUUGUCCAGAGAAUUUGCUUGAUUUUUUCUUGAUAGGAAAUGUAUUUUCUAUCCUUGACCAAAAUGUGGGUCUUUUUCCGUUGAUUAUUAUCUUCUGCUGCUGUUUACUCAAACCUCAGUAUAAACUUGCUGAAAAUUGUAAAACACAGAAUCUGAAUCAGUGUCUCUCUCAGAUUACUUAGAGAGUUUUAUCGCACAGACAUCAGAUUUUAUUCUAUACUGUACGUAAAGGAUGUUUGCCCUCGCAAGGAAGUAUCAAACUUUGAAUAACAGUUAAUGGCAGUGCAGAUAAUCAAAUGAGCUUCAGCCCUAGGCUUUUGUGAUAGUUUUACUACCACAGUGAACACAGCCUACCUUUGCAAUUAGCAAACAAAAUCUCCCCUAUUAACAUUAUUGUAAAAAAAUUACGUACAUAUAUAUCUAACUAUUCUGUGUAUGUAUGCAAAUUUUAACUAAAAAAGGCUGGAUUGAGUCUCUGAGAAAGGAGGUUUUAUUCAAAGUCAGUUUUCUGGACUUAUCUGGACAAGACCUGGAGGAACAGCAUAUGAAAUCCAGAUUCCUUAGUAUGUUUGACCAAUCAUAAAACAAACUGUGUGCUGUCAGCACCCUCUACAAAGUCUGUUUAAUACCAGACUAAAGUGUGAACACAAAGUAUUAACAUGCAGAGGGGGUGGGUGUGUUAACAUCUUGAUUUUGAGGGGAGCUGAUGCUCUUGAUUCUGCUUUCCUGUAGAUCAUUUCAUUCUCGAAUUUGUUAAUUUCUGUUGCACAGAUAUCAUAAUGAAAGAAGUUAUCAUUACAAACCAGGACCCCUCUUUAUCGUCCAAUUUACAGCUAGUAAAAUUAGUCAGAUACAGUCAACUGUCUGCUCUUUGCUGCAUAUCCAAUAAGUCACUCUGAGCAAUAUCCAGACCAUGUCCUCCCAAAAGAUUUUAAAUGAAUAUUGACUCUGGCAUGGAUUUAGUCCAAUUUAUGGAUUUUAAAUUAUUUGUCAUAUUUUAUGAUAGAAACAGUGAUAACUUUUCUAAGCCGCUGUCUGAUUUAAGCCAUCACCUUUAAAUUCCAUGUCCUGGGUUGUUAAGGACAUUUUUAAUAUAGAUUUGUUGUCCAGACAGACACAAUCUCAGAUGAAUACUUUUUCUCAGAUUUCACCGAGACUUUUUUCCUCAGGCUCAGUGGUGCUCUCCAACAUGUUCUGUAAACUGACAGGUGUGCAGAAGGCUGGGGUUCCAUUUCCAAGGAAAGCAGCAGCUUGUUUUUAUUUAUAGACUUCAGGAUCUAAGCCUACUUUUAUUGUCUCCCUAGUUGGAAAAAUGGUGAGGAUCAGCUCUACUAGGGACGUAGAGCCGAGUCUCAGACACCAACAGGAAGAGAGGUGUUUUAUUUUCAGAAACACUUCUUUAUUCUAAACCUCUUUCAAUGCCUUUUUUCCUCAAUAGCCAGAGCAUCCCAACCCUGGGGUUCGGUACCCUGGAACAGACCGUGUGGCCUACCUCCCUGACAGCCCUGAGGGUAACCGAGUGCUGGGCUUGCUGCGCCGGGCCUUCGAACAGCGCCUUAUCUUCACCAUCGGUACCUCCAUGACUACGGGCAUGCAAAAUGUCAUCACCUGGAAUGACAUUCACCAUAAGACCUCAAUAUGGGGAGGGCCUCGCUGGUAUGUACAGCCUUUUGUCCACAGGCUUUGAUUUGAUGAUGGCUUUUGAUAGUUUCCUCAGAGAUGAGUUAGCAGAGAGGAGGGGUUUGGAAAGACAAGUGACCCUCAAGAAGGGAUAGGCUAUUGGAGCUGAAGUGUUGAUGUCUUCCCUUUCUGCUGACCAGAAAACAACAACAACAACAACAUUAGUCAACAGAGCUGUCAGUAAUGUCAGGAUUUGACAACAUAGAGAGAAUUAACUUUCCUGUUCAAUGUGGCAUAAAUCAGCUUAAAAAAUAAACAGAAUUCAUUUUAGAGAAAAAUGAUCUAACCUGUGUUUUAAUCCUACCAAUGUCUCAUCUGUAAACAUCGGGGAAAUGACUGAAGCUAGUCUGCAGGAGGGUGGAGGGUGGUUUCAAUGUUUUGACUUCACUUUCACUGUCUUUUAAUAUAGUCAAUAACGGAGAUGUUAGAUUUAAUUUCAUGGUAAGGAAUUGUUAUCAGCUGAUUUCCUUGGCUUAUGGCAAGCUUCUUGACUUGUGAGCUGAUGCAGAAGCACUGACGGCUGUUUUUAAUUCCUCCUGACAGUUUUGGCUACCCAGACCCUACCUACUUGGUGCGAGUGACAGAGGAGCUCAGAGAGAAAGGCAUCACGGCUGACUGACAGCAUGAAAACAGCAGACUCUUCCAAGUCUUUGUAAGACUACCUGAGUGCCCUUGUAGUGGACAGGACUCAGCCCGAGGUUGUUCUUGGAGACUGCCCGUCCUUUAAAGGAUGUCUGAAGACAAAGCCCUCAGCAGACAGGCGUUAAAUGCUGCAGAGUCCACCUCACUUCAGAACUUUUUCCUCUGUUUGUUCAUUUUCUUUUUCCUCAAGAGUUCAACCUAACCCAAUGCUACAUGUGGAAGACAAUACUCUGAGAGCUGUGCAUUCUUGUGUUGCACAAUCCUCUUCCCAUUGCUUUUUGCAAUAGGACAGAUAUGUGAUACGUUCCCUUACGAGCAUCAUGGUGUGUGUGAACUCAUGGUACUUAAAUAUCAUAAUUUAGGAUUUCUAAGUUUAAUGUUAUUAAGGCAGAUUAUGUUAUUAUCAUGUUUAUUUGUACUCUGGGGAUUCUAUUGUUUCUUAUAAGCACACAUUAUUGCUUUCACCUCCUCAGAAAUGUUUGUUGAGUUAUUGAGUCUCUAAUUUAAAUGUUACUAAUUACCUGUAGUAAGCAUAGUAUCUGGGUUAUAUAGGCUUCAAAAGAAAAAAAAAUCAUCUCCUGAAGUUUCUGCAAUCUUAAGCACUCAGUGGCACUUUGGUACGAUUUUUUUUCGUGUCCCUUUUGGAAGAGUGUUCGCGGUAAACAGGUUUGUGCAGCCAUCAGCAAUUAACUCUGUGGCUACAAGUUGAUGUCACUUGAAACUCUUCAUUUGCAUUGAUGUUCAAUCCCGCCCCCCAUAACCUUUACUGAAAUAGGGCGAAUGUUUACCAGUGUCUGAUUGCAGCACCUUUACUGUACUCGUUAUGACUUUCCCUGGGGUUUUCGUUCGACUAUCGUCACUCCUGUAAUUUUAAGAUGUCUCCCAGGUGUCGAGCUCAUUACCUCAGUUCUUAGUAAUGUGCUCCUCUAAUUACCAGAUUUAUGACGAUGUCAAAUACAAAGGGCAUACAGACCACUUAAACCAAAUCAAAGGCACAAACGCUCUUGGAAUAUCUAUGCCUCUGUUCCUGUCAAACUAGGAGAUUAGCCUGCUAAUGUUCUCAUUCAAAAUGAGCUAACUGUUGUAAAUUUGUUAUCUGAAAUGAUAAUCAACAUUGCACAGUGAAAAGAAAACAGAAGAAAAUGCUGAAGGAAAAACUGAUCAGAUUUAGGAUGGGGAUUUAAUCUCAUUUUGUUGUGCCUUUCUUAUAUUUACUUUUGAUAAAAAUCAAGCAUGACAUGACUAAAGAGUGGUUAGCAGUUUGGGCAUAUUUUGGUGUUAUUCGAUAGGUAAAAGCAUCAUGUUUGUUGCCAUACUACUUUAAGUACUAAACAGUUAAUUGAAUCGUGAAUAACUAUAUGAAAAUAGCUUCUCCUUGUUUACCAUUCUUAAGCUGCAAAUGCUGAACACCCAAAAGAAGAAGAAAUUGUCAAAGCUGUUCUGACAAAGUGCUUUGUUAAGUGCAGUAACCUGCUUAGCUAGUGCAGAUUUGUCAUUGAUUUGACUGGUCAGAUACCUACAUGACAUACCCUAUUACGAUCCUUCCAUGACCUUUGUAUUUUAGUUAAGGGACCAACUGACACAUUUUUUGGGACACAGGAUUGUAGUUUUCUAAAGCUACUGUGCAAACAUUUCUAUGCAUACACGUCUUGGAGGGGGGCCAAGAGAACUGAAAGUUGGCGAGUUUAAACAUACAACAAAACUGAUUGUUAAGGAAAAGUUAGAGUUUUGCUUUUCUAAUUGUGUUGUUGGUACUUUGUUGAUAUUCAGAAUAAUGUGCUUUACAUUUUAAUACUUGAAUAAAAAGUUAUGUUUAGGUUUGUGUUGGAUAUUUAAUGGAUGCUCCAAAUAAACCAGGUGCAAGAUAA